AAUGAAAUUUACGUGCAAUAUAUUUAUAUCUGAGAUACAGUUGUACCGAGUUUUGUUAAAAUUUUUCAAAAUAUUAGGACUUGCACCUUUCAACGUGCAUUUGAUACCUUCGGCACAGAAUAAAAAAGAGCAACAAUUCGAUAUCAAUUACACUUAUUCAUUCGAAGAGUCAGUCUAUGAUUUUAUACUAUCAGUUUGCUUGCUUUUUAAAAUAAUCUACGAUUUUGUACAUCAGCACUUCGAAAAUCCCUAUCAACAUUUGUAUGACAUAGUCAAUAAUUUCAGUCUGAUGAUGAUUAUCACAAGUUACUGUUUAAAACAACAAUUGUCAGUCAAAAUAAUUACCAACUUAACAUACUUAGAAACCGAGCUGGCUUGUAAAUCCUGGGACUAUUCAUUUAAAAUAACGUCUGUCAAAAAAUACUGUAUUGCAAUAACAAUAUUUUUUACUAUUAAUUUUAUCGCAAUAAUUGUUUUUCACGCUUUGUGGAGCACGAACCAAACUAUAGAAACAUAUAUUACACUAAGCUCAUUGUUCAUAACUGAAGUUUGUGUCAUUCAGUACGCAUCUGUGAUGAUUUACCUGUACCAAAGACUCAAAACUUUGAACUCAUCGCUUUUGGUCUUCGCGAACAACAACAAUGGAUUCGAUUAUCUUGGUUUAUGGACAAACAGCAUUCGUAACAACAUAACGAAUCAGAAAUUGAUUUUUCUACGGCAAGCUCAUAGAUUGCUUUAUAAUUGUCUAUGUGACACCACUAAAUUUUACUCAGUUCCAAUACUCUUCGCUGUCUUAUCAAAUUUUCCUAUCUUACUUUUAUCAGUGGAAUUGUUGAUCAGAACGAAAUUUACUUCCGAAGAAUUAUUUAACAUGGGACUCCAUUAUUUUGGCACCGGUUUGCUGAUUGUUUUUUCGCUUGUACCGAUUUCUAUCCUCUGUUUCUUUGUCACUAAAAUUAUCACCGAAAUGAAACGUACAAAGGAUAAUGUUAGCAAAAUCAUAACUGUUCGUUCAAGUGACGAUUCAUUUAAAGAUGAGUUAGAAAAGUUUUAUAUUGAAUUGCUACAUGCCAAUUACAACAUCACAGCUUGUGGAUUCUUCAAAAUAGACAAUAGUCUAUUGAGUUUGAUUUUUACAGGAAUAAUAGUCUACUGCUUCACUGUUAAUAUAAAACAAGCCCAUCAAGAAGAAAAUGAAGGAUUUCUUUUGAGUUCAUUCAUAUCAAUAAUUUGA
Cotesia congregata is the source of this 1234-nucleotide messenger RNA. The record is from the annotation of a GenBank genome assembly. NCBI's taxonomy places the organism in Eukaryota, Metazoa, Arthropoda, Insecta, Hymenoptera, Braconidae.